GUCACAGAGUGUUCAAGUCUGUGCAUUAUGUUCUGAGUCACCCGACAGGCGCCUUGCCCAGGAUCAAGGCGAACCUUAAGUGUCCACAGAGCAGGAAUAGCAGCAGAAGCAGCCACAAUAACAGGUAUCUUCCAGGUGAAGCUGCGGGGAGGCUCUUAGACCUCUCAGAUUCCUGGGGGGCCUAGGACAGAUAUUGGCUGUCAAGAGCCUGGACAGAAGUCAAGGAGAAAGGCCAGGAUCUCACCAAACUUGAAGAGCCCAGGAGUUAGUAGAAGAUUCCAGUGACAGAGAGUCUAGACCCUCUCAAAUGGAUGACCUCUGUGAAGCCAAUGGCUCUUUUGCCAUCAGACUAUUAAAAAUAUUGGGUAAAGAAGACAAGUCACGAAACCUGUUCUUCUGCCCCAUGAGCAUCUCCUCAGCCCUGGCCAUGGUCUACCUCGGAGCCAAAGGAAACACUGCUACCCAGAUGUCCCAGGUACUUGGUUUGAGUGGAGAUGGAGAUGUUCAUCAAGGUUUCCAGACCCUUCUCGCUGAAAUUAACAAAACUGGCACUCAGUACUUGUUAAAAAGUGCCUGCAGGCUCUUUGGAGAAGAAUCGUGUGAUUUCCUUUCGACCUUCAAGGAAUCCUGCCAGAAGUUCUAUCAGGCUGAGCUAGAAAAUCUGUCCUUUGUUAAAGACAGUGAAGGGUGCAGGAAGCACAUCAAUGACUGGGUGUUGGAAAAAACCGAAGGGAAAAUUUCUGAAGUUCUGAGUCCUGGAACAGUCUGCCCACUGACUAAGCUGGUUCUUGUGAAUGCCAUGUAUUUCAAAGGGAAGUGGAAGGCUCCGUUUGACAGGAAGUACACGAGAGGCAUGCCCUUUAAAACUAAUCAGGAGAAAAAAACAGUGCAGAUGAUGUUCAAGCAUGCUAAAUUUAAGAUGGAGCAUGUGGAUGAGGUGAACAUGCAGGUUCUGUCUCUGCCCUAUGCCGAGGAAGACCUAAGCAUGAUCAUUCUCCUUCCUGAUGAGAGCACUGAUCUCGAAGAGGUGGAAACAGCACUUACAUAUGACAAGUUUAGAGCCUGGGCAAACCCAGAGACCAUGACAGAAAGUAAAGUGCAAGUCUUUUUCCCCAGAUUAAAGCUGGAGGAGAGUUAUGACCUGGAAACUGUUCUUCAGAGUUUGGGAAUGACAGAUGCCUUUGAGGAAACAAAGGCUGACUUCUCAGCGAUGACAACUAAGAAGAAUGUGCCCGUGUCCAAGGUUGCCCACAAGUGCUUUGUGGAGGUCAAUGAGGAAGGCACUGAAGCAGCUGCGACCACUGCAGUGAUCAGGAAUGCCCGGUGCUGUAGAAUAGAACCGAGGUUCUGUGCGGACCACCCAUUCCUUUUCUUCAUCUGGCACCACAAAACCAGCAGCAUCCUGUUCUGUGGCAGGUUCUCUUCGCCAUAGUGACCUUCCAGAUUGGUGGGGUGUUUGCAUAACAAGCACAAGGCCCUGGGCUCAGGCCUAAACACCCUAGAAAGUUAGGCAUGACAGUGCCUACCUGCCAGCUUAGCAUUUGGGAGGUACAGGGUAGGUAGGUCACACAUUCAAGGUCAUCCUCAGUGACACCGGGGACUCUGUCUCAAACAACGACAGAAGACAAGAAAGUAGAAUGUGUGAUUGAUCUACACACCAUUCUUUGCGGAAUUUGCCAAGGUGAUCUCAAUGUAAAAAUAAAAAGAAUAUCAUUGCAGACUGUCCCAAUGUCCUGUAUGGCAGUUUGGAGCUGGCAAGAAGGCCAUACUUGGUUUGGGGUGCCAUCUCUAGCCUUACUCGUAACCCAGAUCCUAAAGUGCUGCUCUACCCUAUUAACAUCUCUAAGCUGUGUGCCCCCACCACUGACAGACGUACCAAGGAAUGCCAGUGAGGGUCCCCUGUUCACAAAGCUAAGGAUAAGAGCUACAGAAUAACUGCUGUAACUGCACUCUGUGACUCUCAAAGCUGAGAGAGUGUCUCGUUCCAUCAGUGUUAUCCAGUACUCCUGUAUAACUCAGGGUUCAGGCAAUUCUUUCCACAAGUUUCAAGUGCAAGUUCAAGGACUCAGCAGGAACCUUCAGGAUGGAGCCGAGAGAUGAGGCUCCAAAGUCAUCCUCCUCCUUUCUAAAGCUCCAAAUGUUUUUCUAAUCCCCCCCCCCACUCUUUCUAAUGGAAACAUCACAUGGAAUGAAUCUUACAAACCCUGUCUCUAAUUAACCACAUGCUCAGACAUGAUUCAGAUGCACUCCCAAUGCCCUAAAUGCAUAUGCAUGCCAGCAUCAGUACAUAGACUCAGUGGGUUGUAUUCAUACCUGUGUGUGUGCACGUAUGUGUAACAAAGAAGUCAUGAAUAUGAGAGGGAGUGACAGGAGCAAAUGAGAAGUUAGGUGAGGAGUGAAGGAUGGGAAUGUAAAUAGACUACUUACAUAUGAAAUUCUAAAAUAAAAUUAAAAAUUAAAUAACAAAGACUGAAUUAUGCUUUCUUACUGAAUAUCAUUUGUAUUAUGGCAGAAAGUGGAAAUUUGUAGGAAAACAUACAAAGGAAAUUUAAGCUUUCUAAAAGUCCCCUCUUCAGAAAUCACCACUAAAAUGAAAAUGAAUAUCUCUGUUAUAUGUAUGCAAAUAUAAAUUCAUAAUAUUUAUUAUCAUUUAGGAUAAUGAUCAUUCCUGUAGCUUAUUUUUACUAUAAGUCUUGCUCAAGACAAUUAUCAUUCAGUGGCAUUGCUGUGCAUUGGAUUUCAGGAUGGGGCAGCAUUUUCUGUAACUGAAUCUACUUAGACAAUUUGGAAAAUUAAACAUGCAUUACAUACUACUGUGUUAAAUAUCUCCAAUAGUUGAUUAUACUCUUAAUUUCUCAAUAAAUAUUACUAAAAUGAUAAUAUUGUCAGUAUAAUGUUUAUGUGAUAAUACAUCCAAAAUGAUCUCCAAAAACUUGAGCUGCCUUAGUCACACUAAGGUUUCAUUACAGUACACUAACUAUUGCUGGUCCUAUUAAUGUUUAAUGAGGUAGACUAAAUAAUGGUGACUCCUGACUCUGCUUUAUUCUCACUUGACAGUUCCAUGAAUCCUGCACAAUGUAGCUCUUCAUUAAAUCUCACCAAGCUGUACAGAAUGUGUCCUCGGGCCGCCUUCAGCUCAGAAACUGUGCUUUCCAAACAGGUUUGGUUAUGACCCAAUCCGGGAGCUGAGAAAGUAUGAUUCUAUGAACUUUGAUCUGAUUUCCAUGUCUAAUUUGGAAUUACACUUUUCCUGAGGUAUAAUUGGAUAGAACCAGAAUAAUUGAAUGCCCAGUUCAGUAAGUUCUGAAAUAUGCAUCUACCCCCUGAUGCCAUCUGCACAGUUUUGGCGCAGAAUAAGACUGUCACACCUACAAAGUUUCCCUGGGUACUUUUUCAAAUAUCUCUUUUAGAAUUUAAAACAAUUAAUUAAAAUGUAAUUUUAUCAUUUCCCCUCCUUCCUAUUGCUCUCGUGUCCAUCCUCCAAAAUCAGAUCCCCUUCCUCUUUAACCAUAGUUUUUUACAUACACAUCUAAGUGGAUUGACAUACGCAUGCAGUCUGUGAGUCUGUUCAGUGUCCCUGCAUGACUUCGUUUCUCUGACUGACAACUAAAUACGAGAUAACCAAUUCUGGGGCUCAUCCCUAAUGAUGACUAAUUCUCCCUGUCUCAGCAGGGUUAAUUAUAGCUUUUCAGCUAAGGGAGUGGCCUCAUGAUAUUUUCUCUAGCUACAAGGGGAUGUCAACUGUCACUGGAAUUUUCAGGUCUUCUUUUAUGAAGGUACAUUGUUAAGAUUUCAUUGUUGAGUUUCCCUCUUCAUAGCUAGAAGACACAGUCUCACCACACAUUCCCUGGUCGUCUGGCUUUUCCCAUCUUUCUGCCUCCUCUUCUGUGAUGUCCCUGGGAUUGUAACCUUUGUAUCCAUCCCCUUUCUGUUCAGAUCCAGCAACUUAUACCACUCUCAGACAAGCACUUCUCUGUUUCCUAAAGAAUGCUGUGGGAUACUGUAUCCAUUUCUGUAUUGUUCCUGUCAUUCACUGGAAAUAUCUUUAGACUCUUCUUCAUUACAGUAUAAUGUAUUACAUUGUGUUAUAUAUAUUUUAGUAUGUAGUUUCUUUUGUUUCUACUUAAUAUGUCACUACAGGCAUAAUAGGAUUUGUUUAUCCAUUCAUAAUCUAAUGGAUAUUUGCAAUGUUGUCAAGGUUUGAUUACUGUAAAUAAAGUUUUUAA
Mastomys coucha (southern multimammate mouse) is the source of this 4226-nucleotide messenger RNA. RefSeq names its product serpin B8. Gene Ontology annotation, cellular component: cytoplasm. Gene Ontology annotation, molecular function: serine-type endopeptidase inhibitor activity. Bases 308 to 1432 code for a protein of 374 amino acids. Gene Ontology annotation, biological process: negative regulation of endopeptidase activity. The transcript is spliced from 7 exons. Lineage: Eukaryota; Metazoa; Chordata; Mammalia; Rodentia; Muridae. The record is from RefSeq and is a predicted model, not a curated record.